GGUUUCAUAUGUUCCGCAGUCGAGAACACCCUUUUGACAUUGCACGUGGGAUUUCAUUAAUACACAUAUUGUCACAAGAAACAUAAAAAAACAAGCACCAGAGGGAAAGUUAUAAAGCAAAUAAUGAUCAUAGCACUGCUUUUUGGUUCCCUAUUUUCGACUGUAUACAGUAAUGCUCCACCAGCCGACUAUGUCUAUAAUGUUAAUCAUUCAUGUGGAACCGUCGCUUCUGGUGCUGAUUUUGAUGCUAGCGGAGCAAGUGUAACAAUCCAGACAGAACUUUAUGUAAUUGCGGAAAUCAAAUGUGCAGAUGCAGUUACAUAUCAUAUCCGGCUAUUAGAUCCCACUAACAUAGACACUGUAUCAGCUAAUAUCUAUUAUACAAAUGACGGCACUGGUACAAAAGGAACAGAUUGUUUCUUUUUUCAAUCACACAACGAAUCCAACUUGUAUGUAGUGGAAAUGAAUGUAUAUUGGGGAUAUACGAAUGACUCUUUAAUGCAUGAGUAUGAAGCUUAUACCAUUACAUGUACUACAGAAGGACUAGCGUCUAACAGCACAUCGCCUGAAAGAACCAUCGAUGACAAUGGGAUACGUAUAGCAGCUGAUUUGGAGAGUCAUAUAGGAGAGGGAUACACUGGUAUAACAAGCCUUGGUUUAGUGGAUAUUCUAGGUCGACCAAUAACAGGGAACACAAUAUCUAUGCAAAAGAAAGUAAAAUUACAAUUGUCGAUUGAUGGAAGUAGUGGCAAGGUUGGAGUAAUACCAUAUUGGUGUAAAGCUUAUAACAGUGAUAAUACACAAACGUACAGAAUACUGAGCGCAGGAUGUGGAGAUGGUAUCGUGUUUCCAAAAACUGUAGGAUUUACCACAAAAGGAUUGACAGCUACCAGUCCACAUUUUAAAGUGUUCGGACUAUUGGAAGCGUUAGGAAAUACUGCUGAGGUAUCUUACCAGUGUGCAUUUUCUACUUGUUCAGCAGUUUGUGAUGGGUCCUCCUGUGCAUUACGAAACAAGAGAUCUGUUGAGAAAGAAAGACUGCUUUUUGUUCGCACGGUUAAAUACAAGUUGGAACACUUGAGAAAUUUGUUAUACCAACCAACGAUAGAUGAGCAUGAACUUGUUGGAUUAGAUAUGAUCGUGAAGAUUGCCGCUACAGCUACAAGUGUUAUUGGUGGAAUAGCUGUAGUAUUACUUGUUGUAGCUUUAUGUAAAUGUAUAAAACUUAAACGUAAAGACAACCAGGAGCCAAGUCUAGAGCAGACACGAACAGAAAAAAUGGGGCUUGAAAAAGUAAAAGCUUGAAAUUAAAAUUGUUUAUGCUAUAAUUUUGCUACUCUAGACAAUAAAACAUUUGUAACAGAA
This is a messenger RNA of Mytilus californianus (California mussel), 1365 nucleotides long. RefSeq names its product vitelline envelope sperm lysin receptor-like. The record is from RefSeq and is a predicted model, not a curated record. Bases 124 to 1305 code for a protein of 393 amino acids. The transcript is spliced from 10 exons. NCBI's taxonomy places the organism in Eukaryota, Metazoa, Mollusca, Bivalvia, Mytilida, Mytilidae.